This is a messenger RNA of Closterium sp. NIES-65, 2739 nucleotides long. NCBI's taxonomy places the organism in Eukaryota, Viridiplantae, Streptophyta, Zygnematophyceae, Desmidiales, Closteriaceae. The record is from the annotation of a GenBank genome assembly.
AUGGCUACCCCCAGUGUCCUUACCUUUGAUGCUGAGGGUCCUGUUGUUGACUUCGAGGUCUGGGUCGAUGACCUACGGCUCUUCCUACAGUGCGAUAGGGCAGACGGACUCUCCCUGUUCGAUCUCACCUCUGGUGCCUCUCCUGCCCCGCCUGCUGAUGCUGACAGCAUUGUUCGCUCACAGUGGGCCACACGCGAUGCUGCUGCCUGUCUUGCUGUGCGUCGCCACUUACCGACCGCUGAGCUCGCUGACCUCAUUACUCACCUUCGCACUAGUGACACUCGCUACCACGCUGCGCUUUCUGCUGAGUUCUGUGCAAAGAACCCUCCCCCCAUGUACAUCACCCUCUACUACAUAGUCACCCGGCUCCCUGACUCCCUUCGCUUAGUCAGGGACCACUUCCUCUCAGUUUGCCCCACCACACUCACCGUUGACCUCCUCGAGGAGCGCCUCCUGGCAGCAGAGAAGAGCAUAGUCGCUAUAGGAGCCUCUCAUGGUGACCCUCGUACCCCUGUCUUUGAGGGGUGUUCCCCCUCCCCCCUCUUGCCCUCUAUUGCUUCUGCUGCUGCGGCCGACCUCGUUGGCUUCGAAUCGGUCGGAGCUGCGUCUGCCCCUAGCGGGAGACGCCGCACCGGCAAGGGCAAGGGGGGCAAGGGCGCUGGAGGGGCUGGCGGGGGCGGUGGAGGUGGAGGUGUAGGCAGUGGAGGGGGUGGGGUUGGUGGUGGGAGUGGUGGCGGGGGUGAAGGUGUCGGUGGUAGCAUUGGAGGCGGAGGAGGCGGCGGCGGUGGCGGUGGGAGCGGAGGCGGCGGAGGUGGCGGAGGCGGCGGCGGCAGCGGUGGAGCUGGUCGCGGCUCUCGAGGUGGGGGUACUGGUCCCUGCACCUACGUGCUCCGUACUAGCGACCGCGCUGGUGAGCAGUGCGGGGGUUCGCACUCCACCCAGCGCUGCUUCGGCCGCCUGACGGACGCUUGGCGUCACCAGUUCCCUGACGCCACUGAGAUCCCUCGCUGGGGAGAGCUGUCUAGGGCGGGGGUUGCUAUCUUUGAUCUUGACUAUGAUGCUAUACUUGCUGCCAUGUAUGCUGUGUCUACUAGUGAUGAGGGCGACUGUUACUUGUGUGUUCCACCUGACCUGGGCAUUGAGACUGCUGCUCUAGGUGCUAUUGAGUCUGCUGCCCCCGGUGCUGGUGAGUCUGCUCUCUCAGGUCUUUACCUCCCCUCGUUCUCUACGAACAUGGUGAGUGGUGCAGAUCUACAGGAUGGGGGGAUUCACCAGUUCACUCCUGCGACCUGCCCCUACCUGCGUUCCCUGCGUCGAGGGGCGGCAGCGCGCCGCCCCUCACUCCUCCGAGUUUCCUCCGACAGAGGCUCCGCUGCAGACUCUUCACAUGGACGUGUGGGGCCCCGCCCGCGUCCGUGGCUAGGAGGCGGGGAGUUUUCCUCUGCCCGUCUGGGAGCCUUCUGUCGUGCACAGGGCAUCCGCCAGACAUUCACGCUUCCGGCCUCUCCACAGCAAAAUGGGAUUGCAGAGCGCCGCAUUGGCAUGGUCAUGGAUGUCGCUCGUACGUCCAUGAUCCAUGCAGCUGCUCCCCAUUUUCUGUGGCCGUUUGCGGUUCAGUACGCAGCGCAUCAGCUCAACCUUCAGCCCCGGGUCUCCUUGCCAGAGACCUCCCCCACCUUGCGGUGGAUGGGGAAGGUUGGCGAUGCGUCUGCGUUUCGUGUCUGGGGAUCUCGGGCGUUUGUCCGCGACAUGUCUGGGGACAAGCUGUCCCCCCGUGCGGUUCCCUGCGUCUUCCUUGGCUUCCCCCUUGGCGCGCCUGGUUGGAAGUUUUACCACCCCACCUCGCGCCGUGUUCUGUCCUCCCAGGACGUCACGUUUGACGAGUCGGUUCCUUACUACCGUCUCUUCCCCUACCGCACUACGCCCCUCCCCCCGCCGCCGCUCUUCCUUGCGCCAGGUCCCCCCCCGGUAGACCCCCUCCCCCCUCAGGGUCCUGCUCCGUUGGGUGUGUCCCAGGUAGACGCAGUCGAGCCUGUCGAGGUAGCUGUUGACUCUGGUAGUGCUACGGGUGCUGGGCCUAGGGGUGCUGGGCCUUGGGGUUCUGGACCUAGGGGUGCGGAGCCUGGGGGUGCGGAGCCUGGGGGUAUGGAGCCUGAGGGUGCUGAGCUUGGGGGUGCGGAGCCUGGGGGUGCUGGGUCUACUCGUAUGGCCUCUGGCGGUGCUGGGUUUUGGGGCCCUUCGGGUGCUUUGUCGAGGCGGGAGCUACCCUCUCCACAGGAGCAGCGCGAAUGGUUUGCCCGGCGCUGGAGCCGUGCUGCUGGAGCUGGAGGUGCUACUGUUGCUGCUGACCCUGGGGUCGGCACUGGAGGUACUGGAGCCACUGGUCCUGGAGGUGCUCGUACUGGCGGUACUGUAGCUACUCGGACUGAGGGUGCUGCUGGGGCUGCUGGAGCUGGUCCUGCUGGAGGUGCUGCUGGUGCUGCUGAAGGUACUGGAGCUACAGGGCCUGGAGGUGCUCCUGGUGCUGGAGCUGCUGGCGGUGCUGGAGCUGGCGAACCUGCUGGAGUUGGUGCUGCUGGAGCUGCUAGAGCAGGAGUUGCUGGAGCUGCUGGAGCUAGAGCUGCUGGGGGUGUUGGCGCUGGAGGUGCUGCUGGCGCUGGUGCUUUUGAGGGUGCUGGAGUUGGCGCUGUUGGAGCUGGAGGUGCUGCUGGCGCUGGUGCUGCCGCUGGGGCGUCGUGA